UUUCUCGCAAACCCAUCUGUCCCUCUCGUUCUCCAAUCGUCUUCUUAUCAUAAAUUCUUCCCUCCAAAAUCGUCAAAACUUGUCUUCAAAAUAUAGAACAUCAAAGCUCGAAAUCCAAAAAAAAUAUAAUCUCUUCAGUUCACUCAUUAUCCAGAUUUGAUCUUUACCUCCUUUCUCCUCUCUGCUCUUGGAAUUCACAAUGGAGAAAUCGGCCCAUUGGCACGGCCGGAAGAAGCCAUCCUUCUCCUCUUCCCUACUCGACUCUAUCUACCGCUCUAUCGACGACUCCAACGGCGGAUCACCGGGCCCUGCCCUCUCCUCCACCUCAAAAAGACAGAUCCCUUCCAUCGACAAAAAAUGGAUCCCAACACCUCAACCUCCGGCGAAUCUCCGCCGCCACUUUUCCACCUCGAGCUCCUCCGACUGCUCCAGCUUCGGCGGCUUCUCCUCCUCCGACGCAGACUCCACUGCUCGCACUUGCCCCGCUCUUACCCGAUGCGAUCGCUUAUGCUCGGAUCCGCCACCAGAAAGAAAGAGGCAAGGCUCGAUCCGUAGCCGGAUCCGCGAUCUGCGGAAUCUGAGGACCCCGGCAUCGCCGCGAGCCCGCCUCGCCGCUUUCCUGAACGCGAUAUUUGCCAGCGGUGGCCGAAACCCCACAAAGUCGAAGUUCGCCGGAUGCCAGGAAGAAUCGGCGAGAUCGUGCAUUAGCAAGAUUCCUGCGUCCGCGAGAAGCGGAAAGCAGAGAUCGGUUCGGUUCUCGCCGGCGAGCAUCGCCGCCGUCGAUGACGGUCUUGAGAAGCGGCGUUUUGGCGAAGUUCCGAUGGUGACGAGGGAUCGGAAGAUGGUGUUGGAGGAGUUGCUGAGAGGAGUCGAUCUGGAAGUGGAGGAGAGCGAUGGCGAGAGCGUGUCGAGCUCGGAGCUGUUCGAACUUGAGAGCCUUUCCGCCAUCGGACAGUUCAGGGACGAGCUUCCGGUGUACGAGACGACCAAUCUUGCCGCCAAUCGCGCCAUCGCUCAUGGAUUUAUCGUGUAAAUUUAAGUAUUUCGAAAAAUAUGAAAUUUGUAAUUUCUGCUCGAAUAUAUCACUUCCAGUUUGUUAA
Molecule: messenger RNA, 1100 nt
Organism: Dendrobium catenatum
Lineage: Eukaryota; Viridiplantae; Streptophyta; Magnoliopsida; Asparagales; Orchidaceae
Product: protein BIG GRAIN 1-like
Exons: 1
Coding region: 200-1033 (277 amino acids)
Biological process (GO): auxin-activated signaling pathway
Source: RefSeq, a predicted model, not a curated record